AUGUUUAUUUUCAACAUCACACAACACAUUAAUGACAUGAAGACGUGUAACAUAAACAUAUUUUUCUAUCUUGCAGAUGCAAUUAAUUGCUUGAGGUGUCCAUGGGAUCAGUGGCCAAAUAAUGAGAAAUCCAGAUGUCUCCCAAAAUCCAUGGAGUUUCUUUCCUAUGAAGAUGCAUUAGGAGCAAUUUUAGCUGCAGUCAGCAUAAUAUCCUCACUUAUUCCUGCUAUUAUUUUGAGACUUUUCAUCCUGCAUAGACAAACACCUAUAGUGAAAGCCAAUAAUUACUCUCUAAGUUGUCUUCUACUGAUGUCUCUGUGUCUCUGCUUCCUGUGCUCUUUAGUAUUUAUAGGUUACCCCCACCACCAGAAGUGUCUCCUGCGUCAAGUACUGUUUGGUCUGGCCUUCACUUUGUGCAUCUCAAGCAUUUUGGCUAAGACUAUCCUGGUGGUGUUUGCCUUUAUGGCCACUAGACCAGGCAGCAAUGUGAGGAGAUGGAUGAGCCCCCAAGUGUCCUACAUGAUUAUUAUUACCUGUUUCCUGUUACAACUCAUCUUGUGCAUCACUUGGAUGUCCACAGCUUCUCCAUUCCCACAAUAUAACACUGAAACUAACCCUGGACUCAUCAUUGUUGAGUGUGAUGAGGGUUCUCCCAUUGCCUUCUGGACCAUGUUGGGUUACCUCUUUCUUCUGGCCACCAUUAGUUUCAUUGUUGCCUUCCUGGCUCGGAGACUUCCUGACAGCUUCAAUGAGGCCCAGUUUAUUACCUUCAGCAUGCUGGCCUUCCUCAGUGUCUGGGUGUCCUUUAUCCCGGCCUCCCUCAGUGCUCAGGGUAAAUACACGGUGGCCAUGGAGAUAUUUGCCAUCUUGGCUUCCAGUUGGGCUCUGGUGAUCUGUAUGUUCCUGCCUAAAUGUUUCAUCAUAGUGUUCAGACCAUACAUGAAUUCCAGGGAACAUCUCAUGAGGAAGGAAAGACAAUAG
Pseudophryne corroboree (corroboree frog) is the source of this 981-nucleotide messenger RNA. RefSeq names its product vomeronasal type-2 receptor 26-like. The transcript has a single exon. Gene Ontology annotation, cellular component: plasma membrane. Lineage: Eukaryota; Metazoa; Chordata; Amphibia; Anura; Myobatrachidae. Gene Ontology annotation, molecular function: G protein-coupled receptor activity. Gene Ontology annotation, biological process: G protein-coupled receptor signaling pathway. The record is from RefSeq and is a predicted model, not a curated record. Bases 1 to 981 code for a protein of 326 amino acids.